ACCACAAGUUGGUAAACAUACACAGCUUACAAUGGCAUUCAAAUUUGUUGCUUUUGCUGCGCUUUUGGCCGUAGCCAACGCAGGCGCACCUAUUGCUUACGCUGGUGCCCCAGUUGCUCAUUACAGUGCCGCCCCCGCUGUAAGCUACGCAUCUUACGCUCCAGCCGUAGCUAAAGUUGCUGCGCCUGUGAGUUAUGCAGCCCCAGUUGCACACUAUGCUCACGCUCCAGUUGCUCAAUACGCUGCGGCCCCAGUUGCUCACUACGCUCAUGCUGCUCCAGUCGCUCACUACGCUGCUGCUCCAGUUGCCUACGCUGCGCCAGUAGCUAAAUACGCCGCUGCUCCAGUUGCCUACGCCCCUGUUGCCAAAACCAUUGUCGCUGAGGCCCCAGCAGCUUAUGACUUCGGUUAUUCCGUGAAUGAUCCACACACUGGUGACAGCAAGACCCAAACUGAAUCUCGUCGUGGUGACGCCGUCCACGGUUCCUAUUCCCUCAUUGAUGCUGAUGGCACCAAGCGUACUGUUGAAUACACUGCUGAUGCUCACAAUGGUUUCAACGCUGUUGUUCACCGUGAGCCACUGGCUGUGAAAGCCGUUGCCGCACCGGUUGCCUAUGCUGCGCCAGUAGCUAAAUACGCCGCUGCCCCAGUUGCUUACGCUGCGCCAGUAGCUAAAUACGCUGCACCAGUUGCCUAUGCUGCUCCAGUAGCUAAAGUUGCCUACGCUGCUCCAGCUGUCCAAUACGCUCACGCCGCGCCAGCUGUGCAGUACGCCCACGCACCAGUCCACCAUGGAUAUUCCGCAGCUCCAUCUGUAAGCUACGCCUCUUACGCCCCAGCUGUGGCUAAAGUAGCUGCCGCCCCAGUUGCCUACUCCGCCCCUGCCUAUUACCACCAUUAAGUGUAAGCACUAAACAACAAACAAAUAGUAUUUAUUGUUUUAUGUUUUUUUAAUGCCAUUGUGUAUAAACUAUCCUAAAUAUAAAAUGAUUAAUUUAGAUAA
Dalotia coriaria is the source of this 1003-nucleotide messenger RNA. RefSeq names its product cuticle protein-like. Gene Ontology annotation, cellular component: extracellular matrix. Bases 32 to 901 code for a protein of 289 amino acids. The transcript has 2 exons. The record is from RefSeq and is a predicted model, not a curated record. NCBI's taxonomy places the organism in Eukaryota, Metazoa, Arthropoda, Insecta, Coleoptera, Staphylinidae.